UUCCCUCAAAAAUGCCCAGCCCACCUAUCUAACCUACCCAAACCCCUUACCCUUUAAUAAAAACCUAGACCUAAGAAAAUAAGAUCAGAUUUUAGACCUACAACCUAGAGCUAACUCCUAAGACCCUUAGACCAAAAAUCCGUUGUUUCCCUCACAACAAACGACCUUGAACCACCCUUCUUCAAACCCAUCAAUGGCUGUUUAAGAUCAGCGACCACACACAGACCUAAUCAGAUGAGAACGACCCUCUUCUGUUGAACAAGAAAUGGUGCACCCACCUCCCUUUUCCUAAGCUUCAGCGAGAUUUACCCCAAAAAAGGGAUCUCUCGUCUCUCACACACAAGAACAAAACCAGCAGACCUUCUCCUCUCCAAAGGAUUCCAGCCAUAAACAUUUCUCCCUCAUACACUCACCACCCGAAAGGCACUCAAAAUUAGCUAAAAACAAAUUCUGGAAUUGAAAUUGGAUUCCAGAUCCGAGGAAUUCCAAAAAAAAUGGGCAAAGGUCUCAAAUUAGGAAGAGAAAGCUAGAAUUUGAAAAGCAAGCUUGAAAUUCCUCUUGUUUUGGUGUUAACUCUUGGUUUGCUUAAGAGUUUUGCUGCUGUUUCUUUCUGCUGUGGAUCUGAACUUCAUCUUCUACCCUCCGACCUUUAUUUGGUCAGCUUUUCCUAUUGCGUUUUUUGCUGCUAGAGGUCUAAUCCAAUAUGAACACCUCCCGAUGGUCGACAGAAAUGGGCUGCCAAUCCUAGCCAACAAGCACAACAAGCAAAAAGGCAGCAAUCUCAGGCACUCCACAUUACUACUGAGAGAUCCUCCCAGUCUGAUGAGGAGGAGUCAUAGAGUGACCUCAGAGCUCCAGUUGAUCUACAGGCUGAGGCACGCAGGAAGCUGGGGGGGACCUUAACCUCCAGUUUGCGGUCAAGGGCUCCAUAGAUUUGUACAAAGCAGCACUCUCAAAGAGGAACAUUCUGGAGGAAAAGCAACUGAGCUUGAAUGGGAUAUCGGAGCACUACCCUCACAUCCUUGAAAACAUCAAACAGAGGAAGUGAGAGUUGUUCACUGAGGUCCUGGAUGACUACAACGAGACAAUUGUGAGGGAGUUUUAUGCUUCCUACGGUGCCUCGAGGACUCCUUCACAGAAGCGCAACAGGAUCUUUUCCAAGUAUGUCCGAGAAUGAACAGUUUUUCAAGGAUUGGUGACCAGGCACAGCUGAAUAUAAUGCCAAGGUAGCCAAUAAGCACAAUGAGCAUUCCUCGGUUGUCCUCAGUAAUAGCAAAGGGGACACUAGCCUGGAUUGACCCGCAACACAAAAUUUUCAAGGAGGAUCUUACAAGGGAGGGACGCUACUGGCUUAGCUUUGUUACAUCCCGUUUGAUGCUGUCCCGAAAUGAAACCGACAUAAACAUUGAGAAAUAAAUUCUCAUUCCGUGCAUUAUGACAGGGAUUAAGAUUUAUGUGGGGAAGAUAAUAUUCCAAAAGAUAGGAAUCAUAGCCAAUCAGAAACAAACAUCACUUUUGUUCCCCUGCCUGAUCACUACUCUUUGCCAAGCUGCAAAGGUGCAUGUCCUGCCUGGGCACAACAAAAUGGAGAAUGAUACCAAAGACAUUGACAUCAUGAGAAUCAGUGACGCAGUAGCAAAGGAAACUGCAACUCAGCCUGAGACUCUCAUUCCUCCUCCAGCAGAUACAGCAGUAUCAGAGGGUCCAGGACUGCCAGACACCUCUCAGGCCCUAGCUACCUCCAUAGCUACUCCACAGCCCUCUGCUGCACAGUCUCAGGUUCCAUUACCAGUGUCACACCUCCUUUUGUCCUACACUCUGCAAAGGGCGUAAAGGGAGUUUUUCCAAUUAAAGGACAAUCGA
Nicotiana tabacum (common tobacco) is the source of this 1863-nucleotide messenger RNA. NCBI's taxonomy places the organism in Eukaryota, Viridiplantae, Streptophyta, Magnoliopsida, Solanales, Solanaceae. The record is from RefSeq and is a predicted model, not a curated record.